Molecule: messenger RNA, 2097 nt
Organism: Coturnix japonica (Japanese quail)
Lineage: Eukaryota; Metazoa; Chordata; Aves; Galliformes; Phasianidae
Gene: MYOZ3
Product: myozenin 3
Cellular component (GO): actin cytoskeleton; Z disc
Molecular function (GO): telethonin binding; FATZ binding; actin binding
Source: RefSeq, a predicted model, not a curated record
CCAGAGCCCAGCACGGGUCGGGGCGAGCAGUAGAAGCUCAGGGUUCCAGCUGGGACCACCCAACACUGCUGGCUGAAGCCACACUGUGUCUUUGUGCACAGCACAACACAGGGCAUCCUCAGCCCCUGCUGCCACAAGGAAUCCCCUGGACAGUCGUCCUCAUCCCACAGCUCUGCCCCAGGACUGUGGCAGCAGGCGAUGACCAUCAUGAAACCGGAUCCUGGAGAUGCUCCCCAGCUGGACCUGGGCAAGAAGAUGAGCACACCGCAGGAUGUGAUGCUGGAGGAGCUCUCCCUGAGCACCAACCGUGGCUCCCAGCUCUUCCAGCAGCGGCAGAAGCGGAUGCAGCGCUUUGUCUUUGAGCACCCCAGUGGCUACAGGAAGCUCCCAGGGCCAGCUGGCUCACACGGCACUGAGAGAGGAGAAGGAGCAGCCAAUGAGUGGACAGCUGGGAAUGCUGAGGGCCAGCAGAGCUUUCACUCCGAGCUGCACGUGGCAGUGUCACCCCAUGGUGGGCCUCCCGAGGUGCCAAAGACAGAAAAGGUCUUGCACAUGAUUAAAGUCCUCAAUCCAGAUUCUCUGGCACCAGGGUACUCAACCCCUCUCAAAGAAGUGCCCCCAGAGAAGUUCAACGCCACCGCCAUUCCCAAGGGCUACCGCUCCCCGUGGUACGGACACAUGGGCGACAAGGACAAGGCUGUGGGCAGUGAGAACCAGCUGCCCAUGAAACUCCCACAUGGGGAUUUCAUAAACUUCAACAGGACUCCCACCCCGUUUGACAAAGCCCAGCUCAGUGACCUCUUCUACGUGCCUCCUGCCGAGCUGGAUCUGAGCGUUCUGGAUGUCAUCUCCCGCAGACCCAACUUCAACAGAGUCCCGCAAGGCUGGGCACGUGUUCUGCCUGAGAGUGAUGAGCUGUAGCACCCACGCUCCCUUCCCCAUUGCCACGGAUGCUUUUCUCGCUAGAGUGAACCGUGCUUUGCACAGUAGGGGAGAAGGGAUGAAGUAUUCCUGCCUGGCACUUGGUGAAAGUCAAGCUAGUGGUCUCAUGUUAUCAUCCUUUUCUAUGGGAUUUGAACAAGCUCAAGUCUGGGACCAUUUUGAAUUCUCCCCCUGCCAGUCACUGUCACAAGGACGUUUAGCACUAAGCUGAGCAGCCAAGUUUUCAUCGCUAAUGCAAGGAGAUCCCUGUAAGCUCCCAUCACCCUCACCAUACAAGACUCCCGAACAGGCCGUCCUCUCUGCCCCGUGUUGUGGAAAAUGGCAGGACCACCAGCUGCAACGCACCGAGCAGCCUCACUGCCCGCUGACACACACGAGCUGCUCUGACAGGUGGUGUCUUCACAGAGAAAUUCCAUCUUAAGGACAAGGACAAGUCUCCAUCUGCCAUUCCAGUCAGGACAGUGAGAGGAGGUGAGCGCUGAUAAACACCAGCAGAACAAGUCACCAGAGGCAUUGGUAUGUUAAAUGCAGUUACGUGGGUCCCGGUGGGACAGCAAAAGCAAGUGAUGAACUGGUGACCCGUCUGUUUACCAACACACGUACAGCACAGCCUGGAGACAAGGGAGGAAAAGGUCAAGAGCUGGAAAUUUGUGCCUUUUCCUUAAGCUACUGGCUCGCUAUGCCUGUUAUUUUCUCAUCCUUCCUCCUGUCUGCAUGCCUUAAGUUCAUCUUAAGCCCUCUGAUUAUCUCACAUCAGCUCGCCUUCAUAGAGCUGGUCAGUAAGGAUCAGGCCCUGCUGCACCAGAAGCACAGCAGAGCUGCAUGGGUCACAGAUCUGAAUGCUGCUGCCAGGGCACCUGAGAAGCUUCAGCAUCCAUGGGAAGGAACAGCAGCACAGCUGUGCCCCUGCAGCAACCCCAGGCCACUCCACAGUGCGAGCAUCAGCGGUGAGGAUUUGCCUACAGGAAUUUUUCCAGCAGUGCCAGGCAGUGGGACGUGCAGCAAAGAGCAGUACCCAGCACAGCCAUCCAGAGCACCUGAAAAGCCCUGCAGAAGCACAACCUGUGGCCUGUUCUAGACCCACUUCUCCUCCCUUUGUCCAUCAGCUGAAGAAAACGUGUACCUCUGAGGAUAAAUAAAUUGCCAUCAUGUCAA